AUGAGAGCACGUAUGGUAGGACCAGGAAGUUCUUCCUCAAACUAUAAAGCAACUGUUGAUCCAUGUAGAUUUAUGGGUUGUGGACCUUCUUCAUCUACAAGUUCUGGUUAUAGAAGACAAGGUUCUGAUGCAACUGGGCCUAUGGCAUCUAAAGGAACUUGGGCAGCUACUACAGAUAUUGGAGUUACUGCUGCUGCAGCUAAAUCAAGUGAGUCAGGCUACAGAGCUGGAUCAAAUGCAGCUGGACCUAUGGCAUCUAAAGGAACUUGGGAAGCAACAACAGACAUUGGAUUAACAGCUCCUGUUGGACCAGAUGCCUAUGAAGCAGGUUAUAGAGGUGCUGGAUCAAAUGCAGCUGGACCUAUGGCAUCUAAAGGAACUUGGGAAGCAACAACAGAUAUUGGAUUAACAGCCCCUGUUGGACCAGAUGCCUAUGAAGCAGGUUAUAGAGGAGUUAGUUCUGAUGCGGCUGGACCUAUGGCAUCUAAAGGAACUUGGGAAGCAACAACAGAUAUUGGAUUAACAGCUCCAUGUUCAGGAAAUGAACCAGUUCCAGACUCAUAUUCAGGUGCUGCUGUUUUAGAAGAACAAAGAAGACUUGAAGAAGAAGCUGCAGCCGCAGCAGCUGCUCAACAAUAA
Molecule: messenger RNA, 639 nt
Organism: Entamoeba dispar SAW760
Lineage: Eukaryota; Evosea; Mastigamoebida; Endamoebidae
Exons: 1
Coding region: 1-639 (212 amino acids)
Source: RefSeq, a predicted model, not a curated record